Penaeus chinensis is the source of this 689-nucleotide messenger RNA. Its product is annotated as small cysteine and glycine repeat-containing protein 2-like. Bases 145 to 624 code for a protein of 159 amino acids. Gene Ontology annotation, cellular component: extracellular region. Lineage: Eukaryota; Metazoa; Arthropoda; Malacostraca; Decapoda; Penaeidae. The record is from RefSeq and is a predicted model, not a curated record. The transcript is spliced from 2 exons. Gene Ontology annotation, molecular function: peptidase inhibitor activity.
GCGGCAACAAGCACUGGAAUUUUUUUCUCAGACUCUGGGUUUUCCUUGCGAGGUUCGAGGGAGGGAACCGAGCCAGCCCGGACGGCCGUGUAUAAAAGGAAGAUUACGCGCCUCGAAGUCACACUAACAUCCAGCGCUUUCAACAUGAAGGGUCUCGGAGUCAUUCUGUGCAGCGUCCUGGCGGUGGUUUCAGCCCAUGGAGGUAGACCUGGAGGCUUCCCUGGUGGAGUCCCCGGAGGCUUCCCUGGCGGAGUCCCCGGAGGCUUCCCUGGUGGAGUCCCCGGAGGUUUCCCUGGCGGAGUCCCUGGAGGUUUCCCUGCUGGACAUCCCGGAGGCUUCCCUAGCGCCACAGCCCCACCCGCCACCUGUAGGCGCUGGUGCCGAACUCCAGAACAGCAAGUUUACUGCUGUGAAACGGCAUUUGAACCCGAGGCGCCCGUCGGCACCAAGCCACUUAAUUGCCCACGAGUCCGUGACACCUGCCCACCGGUACGUUUCGGUGGACAACCACCAGUAACCUGCUCCAGCGACUACAAGUGCGGCGGCCUUGACAAAUGUUGCUUCGACAGGUGUUUGGGAGAACACGUGUGCAAGCCGCCUUCCUUCUAUAACCAGUUUGGUUGAAAAGGAAAAUUAAACUUAUUUAUUCAUUCGUCUAGUGUCCAUGAAUAAUAAAUGUUUUCUAAAAA